CUUUUCCAACAAGCGCUCGUCAAAGUCCUGUGCUGGGUGUACCAGGCCAGUCCCAGCCCAUGGGGGUCGUCGGAAUGCGCUUCGCGGAGCCUGGUUCUGGCUGGGGCCCUGGCCAUUCGCUGUACAAGCAGGGCAAGUCUGGAUGUUUGUCUGCCAGCGAGUGGUGCGGAGAGGGUGGCGGAUCAAUCAAUCAAUCGCAAUCAAUCAAUCAAUCAAUCAGCACCAGGCCGCAUGGACGCACGUCCGCACACGCACGCACACGCACGCCCAGCGUCCUGCAGCUUUCGACUUCUGGGAUGCGCUCCCAUGCCAUCAUGUCACAUAUCGGCCACUGCCAGGCAGUGAUACGACACGAAUGCGUUUUGGUAGGUACAUACAUGCUUCGUACAGUAUAUACCAAGAUAGUUACGGCACUUAUUUCCAAGCAAGAAGAGGGCAUCGUAUUAGAGCUUUGCAGGCAGAACGCAGAUUGAGACACAGAAACAGAGCAGAGACAAGAGCAACGGCACACACACACACACCGUCAACACGAUGGGAUGGGACACGCAGGAUUCCUACGCUGCUACUGUACGAGCCAUGUAUCUCUGGUCGUGCUAAGGCAACAGACUACAUGUAGCUCGACACACUCUGCAUGUCAGUUGCCGGCUCACAUCUUGGGAUCGCAGGCCAUGAGGGGCUGGUGGCGUCGCCUUCGCUGUCCGUGUGGGCCCGUCUGGCUGAGUUUGACAACGAACAACUCCAUAAUAAUAGAUGAUGCUACUACGCGAAAAUGGCCGACGGGGUCACCAGACUAGGGACUUGAUGAGUUGGUGACGGGUCAAACGGGCCAAACGAGCGGUCUCUGCACCCUAUGCCCUUUCCGGC
This is a messenger RNA of Trichoderma harzianum CBS 226.95, 864 nucleotides long. RefSeq lists its product as hypothetical. Lineage: Eukaryota; Fungi; Ascomycota; Sordariomycetes; Hypocreales; Hypocreaceae. The record is from RefSeq and is a predicted model, not a curated record. The coding region runs from base 143 to 616 and encodes 157 amino acids. The transcript has a single exon.